Meriones unguiculatus (Mongolian gerbil) is the source of this 5752-nucleotide messenger RNA. It is a transcript of the gene Neto2, whose product is annotated as neuropilin and tolloid like 2. Bases 210 to 1787 code for a protein of 525 amino acids. Gene Ontology annotation, molecular function: protein binding. NCBI's taxonomy places the organism in Eukaryota, Metazoa, Chordata, Mammalia, Rodentia, Muridae. The record is from RefSeq and is a predicted model, not a curated record. The transcript is spliced from 9 exons.
GAGCCCGCCACGGGAGCGGCCAGCGCCGGCUUCCCUCUGCGCGCCGGGAGGCGGCGGCCGUCGGGGGCCCGGCACGGCGGCCCGGGGCGCUGCGCCCGCUGCACGGAGGCGGCGGCGUCCGGCGAUGGGCACCGAGCGGAGCCACCGCGCCGGGCCGUGACCGCCGCGCCGCCGCCCCGGGCGCUCUCGGAGCGCCGACGCUGAGGAACAUGGCCCUGGAGCAGCUCUGCGCGGUCCUCAAAGUGUUGCUAAUAACAGUACUUGUAGUGGAAGGGAUUGCUGUGGCCCAAAAGACCCAAGAUGGACAAAACAUUGGAAUCAAGCACAUUCCUGCAACCCAGUGUGGCAUUUGGGUUCGAACCAGCAAUGGAGGUCAUUUUGCUUCACCAAAUUAUCCUGAUUUGUAUCCACCAAACAAGGAGUGUAUCUAUAUUUUGGAAGCUGCUCCGCGUCAACGAAUAGAACUGACCUUUGAUGAACGCUAUUAUAUAGAGCCAUCAUUUGAAUGUCGGUUUGAUCACUUGGAAGUUCGAGAUGGGCCAUUUGGUUUCUCUCCUCUUAUAGAUCGUUACUGUGGCAUGAAAAGCCCUGCAUUAAUUAGGUCAACAGGAAGAUUCAUGUGGAUUAAAUUUAGUUCUGAUGAAGAACUUGAAGGACUAGGAUUUCGAGCAAAAUACUCAUUCAUCCCAGAUCCAGACUUUACUUAUCUUGGAGGUAUUUUAAAUCCCAUUCCAGAUUGCCAGUUUGAGCUCUCAGGAGCUGAUGGAAUAAUACGUUCUAGCCAGGUAGAACAAGAAGAAAAAACAAAGCCUGGCCAAGCAGUUGAUUGCAUAUGGACAAUUAAAGCUACCCCAAAAGCUAAGAUUUAUUUGAGGUUCUUAGAUUACCAAAUGGAACACUCAAAUGAAUGCAAGAGAAAUUUUGUGGCUGUCUAUGAUGGAAGCAGUGCUAUCGAAAAUCUGAAGGCCAAGUUUUGCAGUACUGUGGCUAAUGAUGUAAUGCUGAAAACAGGAGUGGGAGUGAUACGGAUGUGGGCAGAUGAAGGUAGUCGGCUUAGCAGGUUUAGGAUGCUCUUCACUUCCUUUGUAGAACCUCCCUGUACAAGCAGCACUUUCUUUUGCCAUAGCAACAUGUGCAUCAACAAUUCUUUAGUCUGUAAUGGUGUUCAAAACUGUGCAUACCCUUGGGAUGAGAAUCACUGUAAAGAAAAGAAAAAGGCUGGACUAUUUGAACAAAUCACUAAAACUCAUGGAACAAUUAUUGGCAUUACAUCAGGAAUUGUCUUGGUUCUUCUCAUUAUUUCUAUUUUAGUACAAGUGAAACAGCCCCGGAAAAAGGUUAUGGCUUGCAAAACUGCAUUUAAUAAAACUGGGUUCCAGGAAGUCUUUGAUCCUCCUCAUUAUGAACUAUUUUCACUAAGAGAGAAAGAGAUUUCUGCAGACCUGGCAGAUCUAUCAGAAGAACUUGACAACUACCAGAAGAUGCGGCGCUCCUCCACAGCCUCCCGGUGCAUCCAUGACCACCACUGUGGGUCUCAAGCUUCCAGUGUCAAACAAAGCAGGACCAACCUCAGUUCCAUGGAACUUCCCUUCCGAAAUGAUUUUGCACAACCACAGCCAAUGAAAACAUUUAAUAGCACCUUCCAAAAAAGCAGCUACACUUUCAAACAAGCGCAUGAAUGCCCUGAACAGGCUCUAGAGGACAGAGUGAUGGAGGAGAUUCCCUGUGAAAUUUAUGUCAGAGGGCGAGAUGAUUCUGCACAAGCUUCCAUAUCCAUUGACUUUUAAUUGUCAACUAAAAAUAUUAAUUACUAAGUGUGCAAGCAGCCUACAUCAGUACUCAUUCUGUCUCAGCAACCACGCUUGUUCUCUCAGAAUUAGAAAGCUCUUCAUAGUUUAUCAUAAUGCUGACAAUUUUAUUAUCUCAGGCAAUCUUUAUAUGUGAAACCGACCAAGGAACUUAAUGUAAUCAGUGGGGAAAAGUCAUCAUCUGUUGCUUGGUAUCUUACCACUAAACACCACCUAUUCAAUGGCAGUUGAAGAGUGAGUGGUCAUGUUGAGCCAGGCUCAGCAGCCUGGUAGUAAUAACAUCAGGAUACUGUUUUGUUCACACAGCCCCAUCAGUAAAUUUUAAAGCAAGAUUUUUCUUUAUAUUCCUUUGUCUUUUUCGGAUAUGUUUUAUUUGUCUGUAGUUUGUUCAUUUCAGUUUCCUGCAUACAGAGAUAAUGUGUCAUUAAUUCCGCAUGAGCAUGUAUUUGCUUUUAAAUGUGUAAAAUAUGGCUGUACUGUAAUGAGUAACAGUUUAAGACACAGUCAUAUUUCAUUCCUUCUUGACUCGCUUCUGUACUGUUGUCUUUAAUAACUGCAUCUUAGUCCUGUUUUUCUGUGGGAAUUGGUAGAUGACAUGAUUUAUCGCCUUUAAAUCAUGUUUCAUCUUAGUUAUACUAGAAAAGUAAUAAUCCUGGGGUAUAUUAUUACCAGUUACAUAUGAGUGGAAAUUUGAGGGAGAUUAAAAACUUGUAGCAACCUCUGAAGUUUUCCUGGUUGGAUCUUACUCAGUGACAGACAUUCACCCCAGUAAUCAGGGUCCUCAAACUCACUUGAGAGCAAGCCUUUAAUUAUGGCUCCAUGCAGAGCUUCUCAUCAGAUCUUGUUCUUUAUCAUCUUUAAAAAAAAUUCUUUGUUCUCUUGUUAUUGGUUUGUCUUUGGCACAUGGUAGCCAUGGCUGGUGGAAGUGAAAAGAGACUCUGAGGAACUGUGUGAGCCUUUACAUAGCUUCUGCUUGGAACAUUGCAUUUUUCUAGCCACUAUCAUCUAGAAUAGCAACUUCAAGUUUUUUUUUAAACUGCACUUUUGAUCUUAUGUUUUAUAAAUUAUAUAAAACAAUAGUUUAUAAACACAAUAUCAAAACUCAUUGGUUUUUUAGACUUUUGAUAUUAUUUGAUACUGUAUAAACUAUUAGAUCAAGAUUUAAGACAUACAGGAUAGAUUUCUUUUAGUGUUCACAGUAGUGACUUUGUGUAGAAGUAUACUGUGAUGGGACUGUACUAUAAUUUAUUACAAAGACCUUGGCCAUCGUGAUGUAUACAUAAGUUUUUCUUUCUUUUGCUGCUGUGUUUAGUUUGGUGGUAAGUUUUUCACUGUGUGGUAUUUAUUGUUUUAAAUCACAAGAGAAAUUUUACAUUAAAGUAUACAUUAUUACAUGAUCCUUUAAUUAUUUAUAGCAGGAAUGCUUUGAAUAAGAUGUGGAUGGGGAAGAAUCCAUGUAUUUAAUGAUAACCAAUAUAGAUAAUACAUUUUCUAUAUUGAACUAAAUUUUCAAUUAAAUGAAAAGUUCAGGUUUCAAUAGAUUUCAUUAACUCCUUUUAAGUACUACAUAAAUCUGAUCUCAGAUUGCUAAAACUUUGAUCUUUAGUGUAAUGUACUUUCUCCCCAGUGUGUGUUCUUUGUAUAACAUUUUUAUUUUUAAAAAUGAAAUUAUAUCCAGAAUAUGGGAAAGCCUGUACUUGGUACAAGCAUUAUUUAAUUUUUUUAAGUCAGUAGACAUUCCUGCUUUAUAAAACAGAAAUUGGAAAAGUAAAAGGCAUUCCAAAACAUAGUAAUUACUGAACUAUUCAGAGAAUGAUUAGAUAGCUAUGUUCUUUCAGUAACUAUUAAGUAAACAUUUUAUUAGGUGACUUAGGCAAGGCAAUAUUCCAACAGCAUAGUAAAUACUUAAACUGAUAGCUGUGAUAUAAUAGUGAAAGAAAAAUUAACAUACUUCCUGUAUAAAUUGUAUCUAUUAUAAAAUAGCUGUUGUGCUCAGCCUUAAUCUUUAGAUUAUAGAGCUUAUAGUAUGCUUUCCUACAUCAUUGUCACUUGUGGCUGUAUUUUUCUUUUUAACCCUAUACUCUAUUUUUAGGGAUUUGAAGAGUCUUACAAAACAGGUGUUUGACACUGGACAUUACGAAAGUGUAGAUUUGCAUGAUUUCAUGCGACUGCAAGAGAAGCUUGGAUGAUCAUUUGGUUCUAAAUUGGUUCUAAAUUCACUAAUAGUAAAUCGGAAAGUUGUUCCUUUUCACAGUUGAAAACACUUACAUUUGGAGGCUAAAAUGAAAGCCAUAAAUUCAAUAAUGACAGGCAUGAAAUGUAGCCAUCUUAGUUGAGUUAUUACAACCCACAGAGUACCUCAGUGUUAAACAUGCCUUCUGAAGAAAAAUGUAAAGCAGGAGAAUGGUAAAAAUCUCCAGUGUAAGAAAGUACCAGUUAUAUGAUAUCAAACACUUCUAUCUUCUUUCCCAAGGUUAAUACAAACUGUCAGUUCCCAAUAGAAUUUCAAAACAUAGUAGUCCCUGAACCAUCCAAGAAAUAUUAGAGAACGAUUCUCUCAGAAACCAUUAAAUAAGCAUUUUAUUGGACUUGGGCCACCCAGUGUUCCAACAGCUUAGUAACUGCACAGACUACAACCUACACAUCCCACUGUCUCAAAGACAUAGAAAUAAACUAUGGAAUUCCUUUUGCAGAAGAGGGAUAUUCAACAUAAAUAUUCAACAAAAAAAAAGGAGAUUCACAUUUCAUAUCACAGAUCUAAAAGGCCCCUUCAGCUUUGAUUUUGGAGAGCCUUUGUCACUAUCCUAGUUGUGCUUUGUAUAAUUGCUAAACAUUUAGGAACCUCAGUCUGGGCUGAUCGUUUCUGGAGCUCUGACACUACCUAAUGAGGGUACCUGCCUGUUUCAGGAGCAUGUCAGCUGCUGAGAGCGGACGAAAGAAAAGCCUGCUUGUGGUUCCAGGAAUAAUUAGCAGUCAGAGAUUACACUUUCUUGCGCAGUGUAUGUUCCCAGCCUGCUGUAUGUCCACGGUAUUUUUAUUGCAAAUAAUAAAAGAAGUAUGCCUGAAUCACAUUGAUUGUAGACAGGGGAACUUUAGUUUUUGCUCUUUUUAAAGACACAAAGAGAUGAUGGAGUCUAGUUUUGUUAAUGAGAAGACUAAACCCUGAAGGUGAAGUGGUUCCCCCGUCUCCAAACUCUAGCCCAGCGUUCUUCCUUGACUUCUUGUUCUCGCCCUGCUUAGCUUUAAAAGUCACGCAGUUCCACACUCAGCCUCGAUGUUCCACACGCAGCUUGUUAUUCUCAUCCAAAAUAUAACACUGUAAUUCUGUGUGCAUUUGGGUUUCACGCCUCCCUUUUUAAUUUAUAUAGCAUUGCUCUCUUAACCCUUUUGUAACCAGGUUUCCUUGGCACCUGCAAAAUAUGUAAUUAUGAAUUCUUAGUACACAGUGCGGGCUAGCAGCACAUGGAGUGGUGGCAGAAAGAAAGUAUGGGUGCUUGCAUUUUUUUGAAUAUUGUUUACGUUAAAAGAAACAAUGUACAUUAUAGAAAUUAAAUAUUUGGGUACUAUAUGUUGAGUUUUGAGAAUGGUUUGGGUCUAAGCCACUGUAAGAAAACAAGCUGACCUGGGAUAUCAUUUUAGCUUCCUGCACCAUCAGUUACCUGUUAUAUACCUCUCCUUAGUAAUAUUCUCUUCUUUAGUAAGCUUUUUAAUAUACUUUUGAUAAUAUUUCUGUGAUUGGUUUACUGGCUCAUAAAGCCACCAAGAUAAUGAUGAGGGUGCACGUAUAGUGAGUACUACCUAAAUUUGUUUUUUUUUUAAGAAGUAGAUUUUUAUUAGAGAUGAAUUUCCAGAUCAUGUAAGAAUUCUCAUGUGCUUAAUCCAUAUUUGGCACUUUAAAGUAUUUAACCCUUGAAAUGCAAAUAAAAGCUCCUGUUUUGAUUUUU